UUACCCAAUAUCCCAUAGACAGUGAACGCAUCACCAGGACCAGACUGUCUUCUACAUUGUUAACGUUGAUUUCUCCCGUCCAAGCCAGCAUUUUUGUCUUCCGUGAGCCAAACCGGGGUCACAGGCUCCCACAACACGCAUGAAAUCUCGGCUACGUUUCGCAGCGGGACACACACCGGCAAACUCUCUAACAUGAGGAGGAUUGCUGGCCGUAACCCUGCCCAGACCGGAGGCUGCUGGUAGGGAUGGUACCGCUUUGAAGAGGCUGUUUCGGAAGACAUGCCUGCGGUCGGGGGAAAAGGGAGGAAGUGCCCCGACAACAUGACUCUUUUCAACCAAGAAAAUGUUGAGGAAUUUUACGAAAUUGGAGACGAGCUGGGAAGUGGGCAGUUUGCUGUGGUCCGAAGAUGUCGGCACAGGGGUACGGGUGUGGACUACGCCGCGAAAUCCAUCAAGAAGCGGCGCAGCAAGUCGAGUCGACGAGGGGUGACGAGGGAUGACAUCGAGCGCGAGGUGAACAUCCUGAAGGAGAUCCAGCACCCCAACAUCAUCACGCUGCAGGAGGUCUUUGAAAACAAGGCUGAGGUCAUCCUGAUCCUGGAGCUGGUGGCCGGCGGUGAGCUCUUUGACUUUCUGGCAGAGAAGGAGUCGCUGAGCGAGGAGGAAGCCACUCAGUUCCUCAAGCAGAUCCUGGAUGGAGUCUGCUACCUGCACGCCAAACAGAUCGCUCACUUUGACCUUAAGCCGGAGAACAUCAUGCUGCUGAACCGCUCAGUGCCUCACCCUCGCAUCAAGCUCAUUGACUUCGGCCUGGCCCACAAGAUAGAUUUUGGCAAUGAUUUUAAAAACAUUUUUGGAACUCCAGAAUUUGUAGCUCCAGAAGUAGUCAACUAUGAACCUUUGGGCCUGGAGGCAGACAUGUGGAGUGUUGGUGUCAUAACGUACAUCCUUCUGAGUGGUGCGUCUCCCUUCCUGGGUGACAACAAGCAGGAGACUCUGGCCAACGUGUCGGCCGUCGAUUACACAUUCGACGAGGAGUUCUUCAGCAACACCAGCGUCCUGGCCAAAGACUUCAUUGCAAGGCUCCUUGUCAAAGACCCCAAAAAGAGAAUGACGAUUCAGGACAGCCUCCAGCACCCCUGGAUCAAGCCAAAAGACACUCAGCAAGCACUGAGCAGAAAGGAAUCGGCUGUCAACAUGGAGAAGUUCAAGAAGUUUGCAGCUCGAAGGAAAUGGAAACAAUCCGUCCGACUUAUCUCCUUAUGCAACCGCCUGUCCCGCUCCUUCCUGUCCAGAAGCAACAUAAGCGUGGCACGCAGUGAUGACACGUUGGACGAGGAGGACUCCUUUGUGAUGAAGGCCAUCAUCCACGCCAUAAACGAUGACAACGUGCCCGGUCUGCAGCAUCUGCUCGGCUCCUUAAACAAUUACGACGUCAACCAGCCCAAUAAGCAUGGGACUCCUCCCCUCCUGAUUGCAGCCGGCUGUGGCAACAUUCAGAUCAUUGAGGUGCUGAUGAGAAAAGGCGCAGAGAUCCAGGCCCAUGACAAGAGUGGAGCCAAUGCUAUCUACUACGCAGCGAGACAUGGCCAUGUCGAGACCCUGAAAUUCCUCCAUGACAAGAAAUGUCCUCUGGAUGUCCAAGAUAAGUCGGGGGAGACUGCUCUUCAUGUGGCGGCCCGCUACGGCAACGUGGAUGUGGUGAGCUAUCUGUGCAGCAUUCGGGCCAACCCAGACCUGGCGGACAGGGAGCAGGAGACCCCGCUGCAUUGUGCUGCGUGGCACGGAUACUCGCCAGUAGCUCGAGCCCUCUGCCAUGCAGGCUGCCACGUGGACGCAAAGAACCGUGAGGGGGAGAGUCCGCUGCUGACAGCAUCUGCUCGGGGCUUUGUGGAUAUUGUGGAGUGCCUGGUGGAGCACAAGGCCGAUCUAGAGGCGACUGACAAGGACGGCCACACAGCCCUCCACCUGGCCGUACGGAGGUGUCAGGUUGAAGUGGUCCGCUGCCUCCUGAGACACCACUGCCACCUGGACCAGCAGGAUCGCCAUGGAAACACGCCGCUGCACAUCGCCUGUAAGGAUGGAAACCUGCCGGUCGUCAUGGCGAUCUGCAGCGCCAAGGCCAGCCUCGACAUGCCCAACAAGUAUGGCAGAACUCCCCUCCACAUGGCUGCGAACAACGGGAGCCUUGAGGUUGUCCGCCAUCUCUGCCUGGCUGGAGCCAACAUUGACGCCGUCACCAAUGAUGGAAAGACAGCAGAAGAUUUGGCUCAUACUGAUCAACAUGAACUCAUUGUUUCUCUGUUGGGAAAGCUUAAAAAGGACAACCACAAACUGAGCUACAUCCAGCAGCUGCGGCCUACUCAGACCGUCCAGCCCAGGAUAAAGCUGAAGCUGUUUGGACACUCCGGAGCAGGGAAGAGCACCCUGCUGGAGUCUUUGAAAUGUGGCAUCCUGCGCAGCUUCUUCAGGAGGAAGAGGACACGCAUGACCAAUACAACCCGCCACCCCAACUCCCCCAUCAACUCGAAACCUGCUGUGUCGGCGAGUAUUACCAACUUGUACCCUGGCUGUGAGAACGUGAGCGUGCGGAGUCGCAGCAUGAUGUUCGAGCCCAGCCUGACCAAAGGUGUCCUGGAGGUCUUCUCCCCCGUCCACAACGCUCUGUCCUCAGCUGACGAACAGGCCACAAAGGCCAUCGACAUCCAGCACAGCAACAUCCAUGGUGUGGGAGAGUUCAGCGUGUGGGAGUUUUCGGGGAACCCAGUCUAUUACUGCUCCUACGACUACUUUGCAGCCAACGACACGACAGCGAUCCACCUGGUCCUGUUCAGCCUGGAGGAGUCGUACGAGACCCAGCUGGGACACAUCACCUACUGGCUGAACCUGCUGAAGGCCCUCAACCUGCCACAGGACAACAUCGCUUUUGGAGGUCGGAUCCAGCAGCCUCUCACCGUCGUCCUGGUGGCGACGCAUGCCGACCUCGCUGACGUCCCGAGAGCUUUCUCUGGAGAGUUCACCUACGACAAGGAGAAAGUGCUGCUUAAGGAAGUCAGGAACAGGUUUGGGGUAGACCUGCAGAUCAGUGACAAAUUGUUUGUGAUGGAUGCCGGAGCCUCAAACUCCAAAGAAGUGAAGCUGCUGAGGAGUCACCUGCAGGAGCUUCGUGCCAACGUCAUCUCUAGGUGUAGUCCCAUGACGCUGCUGUCGGAGCGUUUGCUGACCACCUUGCCGACCUGGAGGAAACUGAGCGGACCCAACCAGCUGACGUCAUGGCAGCAGUUUGUCAGCGAUGUCCAGGAGCACAUCAACCCUCUGGUCAGCCAGGAUUACCUCCGCACACUGGCCCUGCAGCUCCACAGCAUGGGGGAGAUCAACAUCAUGCAGAGUGAGACGGUGCAGGAUGUUGUUCUGCUGGAGCCUCGUUGGCUCUGCAGCAACGUACUCGGCAAGCUGCUUUCUGUGGAGACGCCCAAGGCCAUCCACCACUACAGGGGGCGCUACAGGCUGGAGGAGGUGCAGGCUCUGGCUCCUGAGAGUGACGUGGACGAGCUGCUGCAGAUCCUGGAUGCCAUGGACGUCUGCGCCCGUGACGCCACCAACCCCUCCAUGGUGGAUGUUCCUGCCCUCAUCAAGACAAACGGCCUCCACCGCUCCUGGACCGAAGAAGAGGAGGAGGAGUCACUGCUCUACGGCGGGGUACGCUUCGUCCCCGCGGAGCACCUGACCCCCUUUCCCUGUGGCCUGUUUCACAAACUGCAGGUGAACCUGUGUCGCUGGAGCCACCAGCAGAAGCCGGAGGAGGAGGGCGGGGAGGAUUUCGAUGGAGAUAUCCACCUGUGGACCAACGGAGCCAAGGUGAGCCAAGGCGGAGUGGAGGCCAUGAUCCUGCUGGUCAACCACGGCCAGGGGGUGGAGAUUCAGGUGCGCGGGCACGACUCAGAGCGGGCCAAGUGCUACACCCUGUUGGACACCAUCUGUAGUAUAACAGAGAACCUGCUGGCCUCCACACUCCCCGGACUGCUCACAGCCAAAUACUACCUGAGUCCUCAGCAGCUGCGGGAGCACCACGCCCCCAUCAUGAUCUACCAACCCAAAGAUUUCUUCCGGGCCCAAGUCCAGCGGGAGACCUCUCUCACUAACACCAUGGGCGGCUACCGAGAGAGCUUCAGCAGCAUUCUGUUUUUCGGCUGUGCUGAAGUUUACCAGCAGGGGACUCUGGGAAGGGACAUCCACAUAUCAGACGUCCCCCUGUUGGCUCGCAGGAAGCUCUGCCGCAUGCUGGACCCUCCUGACGCUCUGGGGAAAGAUUGGUGCCUGCUGGCUAUGAACCUCGGCCUCACAGACUUGGUGGCCAAACACAGCAACGGGACUCCAAAUGGCACCCCUGAGCUGGACACGGACCCGGACUCCCAGGAGGCUGUGCUACAGCCCAGCCCAACAGCGGCUCUGCUGCAGGAGUGGAGCGGGCGAGCAGACAGCACGGUGGGCGUGCUGAUGGCCAAACUGAGGGAGCUCGGCCGCCGAGACGCCGCCGACUUCCUGCUCAAAGCUUCUCCCGUUUUCAGGGUCAACAUGGAAGCGCUGGUAGGGGCCGCCAACGGAUACCCCCCCACCUGCAACGGUGGCACAUCGUACAACUCCAUCAGCUCGGUCGUAUCCCGCUGAACUGAACGGGCUUUCUGUCCUUCGCCAAACGGCAGAUAGUCUGAUGUGACAUUUCCCCGGAAACGGGACUCGUGCGUGAAUGAACAUGAAGUGCAAUCGUUCAGCUGCUCGCUCCUUAAUCACUCCAUUAAGUUGGUGUAUGAACCAGAUGUUGUGUUUGUGCUCUCCACACCUGUACAGCUGACCUUUCCUUCCACUAUGAAUGUUGUGAAAGAGCCGAUGUUCCUGAGCUCCAAAGAGGAAUCCUGUGCUUUUAUUCUGUUCUGAAUCUUGUUGUGCUGCUUUUUAAUAUCCCUCCAACUCUACUGCACACUUAAGUCUCACUCAUCUUACAGAAAAGCUACAUUUUUAAAAGCUAUCAUCUCUACAUAAAGCAAUGAUUAAAAAAGAUGGCAGUCUCAUGUUUGGACCUUUUUCGUAUCCAGAUGAAAAAACUGAGUACUUGCCAUCUUAUCUCACUCCAUCCAUCACAGUUACAUAUAAUAGGAUCAGCCCCUCCUUGCUUCUGUUCUACUGAUGUGACAUUUGGGCCGUUCAGCUUAGUGUUUAAUAACUAAACGGCAUUUUUUUAGAGUGCCUUUGUGGCCUUCUACCUCCCUAAAGAGCACAAAUAGUCUUGCUAUAAUAUUAAAAAAAACAAAUAGUAGUUCUUUCCAAACAUAUGAAGAACUGUGCCUUGUUGACACUAAUAGGAAAAAUAAUUAUAAUCAAGUCUAUAGUUUUUAAAUGGAAAAGGUUAUCUUACAUUUGAGACAGGAAAAAGGUUGACGAAGAAAGAAAAACAAGAGCUCGGCUCAUGUUACAAGCUUUUUGAAAAUGUAACGGAAAGCUGAAAUCAGAGUCGUGCAUGAGAUGAAACAUUGGAUUACAGUCAGUGUGGAGUUCAUGUGAUGCUCUGUAGGGAAGCAACGUCAUUCAUGUUUAAUUGGUGCAUUUGGGUUUUUACAGAUUAUCCUUCCAAAGUUUUAUUUCUUCAUUAAUCCAACAACAGAAAUCUCUUCAUUGUUGAUUCAUUUUUGGUGACACUUUAUUUUACGUGUCCUGUAAUUCCCUAAGAAGUUAACUACGCUGUAACUAUAGUGAGACAAUGUUACAAGACAGUUAUUUGUUUGUUGUUGUUGGAAUUUCCAGGAAAGAACUGCUAAAAUGUUAAUGACUAGAAAAACUUAAAGAAACCAGCUUGCGUGAAGUAGUAAUUAUGUUUGGAGUCAAAGCUGCACUAAUCAAAUUGUUAUUUUAUUGACAUCCAAAACCCAAAGAUUACUACCAUAGAAGAAAACCAGCAAAUAUUUCAAAGCUAGAACCAGGGACUUUUAAAAUUAUCAAAAAAUGUUACUGGUUAAUUCUCAGUCAAUCGAUUAAUUGAUUACUAAUUGUUAUAAUACUAAUCUUCGUACAGCAUAGGCCUAUACUGUGUUUUGAAAUCAAUGUGCUUUUCCAUUUUGAUACUUAAAGAAAAUAAAAAAUAUGCCGCGUCACAAGUAAAUCAAACUGCAAGUUAGCAAAAAGUCUACCUGACACUCACACAUUUUUUAGUCCGCGUACUGAUUUUUCUUGUAUACUUCCUCGUCACUUUUCCAUUCAAAACCUGCUUCGGAUAAGCAUGUAGGAUGGUAAUGGGAUACACCUUGAGUCUGCAUUUUUCUUCUAAUUGUUACCAGAAUUACAAGAUCGUCCUUUGCUGGAACUUUUUGAAGAGUUAACAGUUCCUUUCUUUGAAAUUUUAGCCAACUAUGGGACCUCUAAAAUGAAGUGUAACUAUAAAUGUUCCCACUUCAAAGUCUGUUUUUCCCCCAAAGUACAUUGUCUUAUUGAAGGAUAUUUUUCCUUCCAGCACCAAAAUGAAUUUGCUGUAGAUGGUCACACAAGCCUAAGAGAUGUCAAAAAUCAUCAUGGUAGACUUGGCUUGGCACUGAUACUGCAGAGCUCCCUUUACUUUGAAUAGAAAGUGCCACCAAAAUGAUAAAAACGUAAAGAAAAGUUCAUUUGUAACAUGUUCUACUAAGCUCAAAGGUAAUUUAUUAUAUCCAGUAAACACACCUGACACUGCACCUUUUUUAAUGCUUCUUCAACGAGUUUUCUCCAUUAGUGACGUCAACAAUCAAGUUGCUGUCCACAGUGUCAGAUUUGUACACAGCGGCAUCGACGCAGCUUCUGUCGAGCUAAAUUUGAGCUUCUCUCGGUAUCGCUGUCAGUGUCGGUCGACCGUGCGUGGCUUCACUUCUUCUUUCACGUUUGUCUUUUUAUAUCAUGAAGCUGCAGCCCGCCUCGGUCAGCAAAAGCAAAGGAAAAAUGGCAUGAAGUUAGUAUUGUUAGCUGUAAAAGGCCGAAGGCUGAUGAUGACAGAAAUGUCCUUUUGUGUCAGCUGGUGUUUUAUAAUGUUUGGAAGCAGACAUUUUUUCAUGUGUUGAUGUUUGGAAAAGAGUCUUUCAUUCCUAAAAAGCUAGACUUUUGUAGGCCUUUUUCAGGACACAGUAUCACAGUUUGAUAGAAAAAAAACCAUGAGCUAAUGUGCCAGAGUGCAGUAUUUCCUGUUCGCUUUACUUCCCCAGUGUUACCAUCUGUUCGCAGAGAUAAAACUUUAAAUACUGUUCUUCUCUCACUGUUUUUGUCUCGACCUGAACUUGCCACUCCACACAGCAAAACUUCCAGCUGUGAUGUAAAUACUCCUCUCUUUUUUUCCCCCUCAACUUCAUCUUCAUUUUUCUGUUCACUUUUUUGGCCCAAAAUGUUGAUUCCAAUACCAACAAAAAAUGAAUGUACUACUCGUCUCUCGUAAAAAUAUAAAAACAAAUCAAAGAUGUGGUGAUAAAACUCUCAACACAAACUAGUCGGAAACAUAAUGUUAUGUAAUGUUUUUUUCUUAUUUUAACAGAAGCUUUUGUUGAAGUUUGCCAACGUUGUGUGCCUAAAACACACUUGUUCAUUAGGGCCGAGUACCGACGGCGUCGGUCAGCGAAGGCCCUAUUGAAAUUGCUCUGUUUCUUCUCAUUAUUCUUUUUCUUAAGCCAAAUGAAUCACAAUUAAGGGGCUUAAGUUGCUCGGACAGUUAUAAAACUUUGCACGUGUAUUAGAAGUAGCAGGAAUUUACAUCUGGCAGGGGUCUCUGGUUGGGGCAGUCAAAUUUGCUCGGUAUGACCCCCUACAAAAUUUUAACAGAGUAUCUCCCACGGUACGUUUCACCUAGAUGUAAAGUUAGGAAGGCAUAUGUAUCUCCUCUAGACUUAUAAAAAAGCUUUUUGGAGCCAUCCCCUAAACCCAAAAGAAGACAUUUUGAAUUUACUUUCCAUUUUUGGACAUUUUUAUCAUUUCCGGGGGCGGUACUUCAGUCUACUCCUCCUACAGAUUUAACCCCAAUGACUUAAAAAUUGGUCAGCACGAUCUAAAGAAAUAUUUAGUCAUAGUCAUAGAGCCACCUACUGGCCACAGGAAGUCAUCCUUUUGUGACAAACAUCCGAUUUACGUAAAAUAUGCAUUUGUGGGGGUUAAAUUUGAUAUAGAGCAACAUAGUGCAUGUUUAGUGCGUGUUGUCUAACGCCACAUAGUGAAUAACAUCCUUUCCAGCGCCUGGCUCUCUGCCCGGUGUCCGACGGUUGUGGAAGUGCACGGCCACGCCGACCAAUGUCCCGCCAGUUCCCCCGACGUGCGGGGAGGUGCGAGGGCCCGAUCGUCGCUGCUUGCAGCUUUAAUUCCUCUUAUUAUUGCCUUGUACAGUAUACAAUCUGAGAAAUGAUGUUUCAGAAAGGGAAGUGAAUAUUAUGUUUUUGUAAAAGCUGGGAAUCACUAUAUUAUUAGCAACCUUGUCUCCAUUUGGUGUCUUUUUUUCCGGGUGGUUCUGACCGUAAGAAGUGGAUUUAAAAGUGUCUUCAAAACACAUUUUUCUGUCUGUUUUUGUCUGAAGAGGAACUCUAUAUAAUAUUUCCCCCUUUUCGGACAUUCUGGUCCAAUGGCCACAUUGCACACAUUGUCUUUUUGUCACUAUUUAUGUUACAUUCUUUUAGCAUGUCUUGGAAUGCCAUGUUAUUAGUACUUCUGACACUUUAUAGUGUAAAACAUUUUAUAAUAAAUUCUUUAC
Sander lucioperca (pikeperch) is the source of this 8743-nucleotide messenger RNA. It is a transcript of the gene dapk1, whose product is annotated as death-associated protein kinase 1. Gene Ontology annotation, molecular function: protein binding; protein serine/threonine kinase activity; ATP binding. Gene Ontology annotation, biological process: protein phosphorylation; positive regulation of apoptotic process; intracellular signal transduction. NCBI's taxonomy places the organism in Eukaryota, Metazoa, Chordata, Actinopteri, Perciformes, Percidae. Gene Ontology annotation, cellular component: cytoplasm; nucleus. The record is from RefSeq and is a predicted model, not a curated record. The transcript has 26 exons. The coding region runs from base 280 to 4668 and encodes 1462 amino acids.